CCCCAGAAGAGCUGUUAGCUCUUAUCCAUAAAAUGAGUGAUAUUUUGUCUUUUGGAUUCCAAUUACAGUCAUCCUACUCACUUCAACGUCCUCACUUUUUUCUCUCUCUUCAACUCCAUUUUGUUCUGUCCUCCAUCUCCGUUGAUCUUCUUCAACCCUAGAAAGAAUGCAAGGGGCAGUUAGAGGUCUUCUCUUAAAUGGGAAGAAUGCGGUCUUGCAACACGUACGCUUGGGAAAUCAAGUUUUGAGACCCAUUGUAUUUGCACGCUUUGAGUCUGCUACACCUGCUCGUAUUGAUGAACAUGGUUUUGAGAGAACCACUAUCUCUGAUAUCUUGAAAGAAAAGGGUAAAGGGGCUGAUGGCUCCUGGCUUUGGUGCAAAACUGAUGAUAGUGUUUAUGAUGCUGUUAAGUCGAUGACACAACACAAUGUUGGAGCUUUGGUGGUCGUGAAGCCUGGAGAGCAAGAGGUAAUUGCUGGUAUCAUCACAGAAAGAGAUUAUCUCAGGAAAAUCAUAGUGCAAGGAAGAUCCUCGAAAUCCACCAAGGUUGGUGACAUCAUGACUGAGGAGAACAAGCUUAUUACAGUUACACCCGAUACCAAGGUUCUGAAGGCAAUGCAAUUGAUGACAGAUAAUCGUAUCCGACACAUCCCGGUGAUUGAUGGCAAAGGCAUGACAGGUAUGGUGUCCAUUGGAGAUGUAGUUCGGGCAGUUGUUAGUGAGCAUCGAGAUGAAUUAGACCGCUUGAAUGCGUUUAUACAGGGGGGUUACUAGAUGAUGACGAUAAUGUCUUUUUUUCUAUUUGUCAUAAAGUAUUGGUACACCUUUCACUAUGGGGGCUUUAUGCUUGUGAGUGUGUCCGCUUGUUUUAUGGUUGCUCAUCCCUGUGGACAUCGGAUCAGUGUCUGAGAUACUUGGGCACGUGUAAUGGGUUAUAUGCUAAUAAAAAUGUGAAACAGAUGAUAUGCCUCAUCAGGAGAGCAAAUGAUAUUAACGUAAUUUGUGCUUUGAUGAUUA
This is a messenger RNA of Beta vulgaris subsp. vulgaris (sugar beet), 1018 nucleotides long. Its product is annotated as CBS domain-containing protein CBSX3, mitochondrial. The record is from RefSeq and is a predicted model, not a curated record. Bases 167 to 775 code for a protein of 202 amino acids. The transcript is spliced from 6 exons. NCBI's taxonomy places the organism in Eukaryota, Viridiplantae, Streptophyta, Magnoliopsida, Caryophyllales, Amaranthaceae.